Messenger RNA from Rubroshorea leprosula, 1390 nucleotides. Lineage: Eukaryota; Viridiplantae; Streptophyta; Magnoliopsida; Malvales; Dipterocarpaceae. The record is from the annotation of a GenBank genome assembly.
GUAGAAUUUUCAGUAGGGAGGCAAGUUAAAAACCACUCAUUUAGCAAGAGAAGGAAGCUUUUAUCCCACGGCUCCAUUUUUCAGACAAAGCUACCAUCAAGAUCUGUGAAAAAUAGUUGUUUGUCAGUUGAGAAGAAACUUGAAGGUCACAGGAGUUACUACUGUGAAUUGAAUACAACUGGAGAACAGGCAUAUUGGAAAGCAAGAGAUUGUUUGCUUUCUCUAAAAACAGCAAUGGAAAAUCUUCAUCAGAAGAAUUUGUUUCCAUAUAACCCAGAAGUGCUUCUAAAGAGACUAAGAAGAUUUCAAGAACUCUGCUUUAAGCAAUAAUUCACAGAGUGACAUGCUCACUCAGGUAUUCCCGCUCCCUCAAUAUUUGCUUUGCUUUCAAGGUAUCACAGAAUCUUGGAUUCAAAUACAACCUAUCCCCUCCUGAGGUAAGAGUCUAAAACCUUGGCAAUUCAAAUUGCAGUAGCAUCAAUUAGAUGCAGUUUUUCUUGCUUCUUUCACAGCCAAUGUUUCUAAUUUCAUUCAUAAAAUAAAUUAUAUCAGGGUUGAAUUCUCACAACUCUGUUAGCAAAACCAGCUUUUCUCUAUAAAGAAGCAAUAUCUCUGAAUGUAUUGUUGCUCACCAAGGAGAAAUAUGGAUCGGUGCAUUGAGUGUAUAUUGCUUGUGGCCAAGACAAAGUCAUCACGAAGGACUUGGAAAGAAGACGAUUGAAAACUUCAUGUGGUUUUGAGAGCAUCGCCAUAUGAUCUGCACCCCUGACCUCCAAAACAUCUUUAGGUGGAUUGUUCUCGAUCAUCCAGCAUUGGAACUAAAUGUUUAUUGCUCUAUCCCCAUCGCACACAACAAAAACUCGAGUCACAGAUCCAUAACCUUCAUUGGUGAACUUCUUUGCCUUGGACAAAUCUUGUUGAAACAAUGAUCCUGGCCUAACCAAUGUUUUCGCCAGUUCCAGGUCCUUCAGACACAAAUUAACGUUUGUGUUAUAUAUCCAAAUAUGUACAACACAAGUAAUGUAGCAGAAAGAAAGCAAGAGAGAUACCUCAAUGGGGGAGAGCUGGUAAAGGUUGGAAGACAGGAACCUUGGUCCGGCAAUUACUAAGGAUAGAGGAUGUUCAGGGGUGCCAGAGGGUAUAAACUCCGUGUCCAAGAAUUCGUCUUUUGGGACAUCCUCUAAAUACUAUGGAAAACGUACAAAUUAGAUAAACAAUAUGAUCAUUAAAAUGCAAUGUAUAUGUGAUAUCCUAAACCCAAAACCACUAGAAGAUAAAUUCACCUGAUCUAUAACAUAUGAUGGCUUGUGAAUGGUAUCUGCCAUGAAUGUUGUUGGAGGCUUUGAUAGAGGGGGGAUGCUUUAUGCUGUAAUAAAUGUCUCUGAUCUGU